AGCAAGAAGAAGAACUUGAAAUAAUAAAUGAGCCCAAAAAAUCGAGCAAUUUGUAAUAGCUUUGGCUUCUCCUUUAGCCCAUUUAUUAAAAAAAUCUCAAAAUCAAAGGAGAAUGCCAAAGGAAGAAGAUGAAGAAUUGGCUAUGGAGAUCAAUUACUUGAAAAAAGAAUUGGAAAUUUCUCUACAAAAAUCAAAUUUUCUCGAGAAUGAAAAUCAAGAACUCAGACAAGAAUUGGGUCGAUUGAAAUCCCAGAUUCAGUCUUUGAAAGCUCACAACAAUGAGAGAAAAUCCAUUCUCUGGAAGAAAUUUCAUUCUUCCAUGGACGUCGCCGUCGCCGGAGCUGACUCGCGGCCGCCUAGUCCGGCAGCGGCGGCGGGAGAGAAACGGGAGACGACCAAAUCGCAGAAACAGAGUAGUUGGGGUGAUGUGAAAGAGAAUCAGAGAAUGAUGGUGGCACCGGCAUUGGCGCCGCCGCCUCCGCCGCCACUUCCGACGAAGCUGCUCGGAGGAUCAAAGGCAGUGAGGCGAGUUCCGGAAGUGUUGGAGUUGUACCGUACGCUGACGAAAAGGGAUGCACAGAAGGAAAAUAAGGCCACACACGGCGGAGUUCCGACGGUGGCGUUCACCAAAAACAUGAUUGGCGAAAUCGAAAACCGAUCAGCCUAUCUAUCGGCGAUAAAAUCAGAAGUGGAAACACAUGGAGAGUUUGUGAACUGGUUGAUCAAAGAAGUAGAAGCUGCAGCACCAAGAGACAUAUCAGAGGUGGAGAGGUUUGUGAAGUGGGUGGACGUGAAGUUGGGGUCGCUGGUGGACGAGAGGGCAGUGUUGAAGCACUUCCCGCGGUGGCCAGAGGCGAAAGCGGAUGCAUUGCGGGAGGCGGCAUUCAGCUAUAGAGACCUGAAGAGGCUGGAGAAUGAAGUGUGUAUGUUUAGAGACAAUGCAAAGGAGGAGGUGAAUGUUGUGUUGAAGAGAGCUCAAGCAUUGCAAGACAGGGUGGAGCAGAGUGUGAGCAACCUGGAGAAGACCAGGGAGUUCAAUUCUAAGAAGUAUCAACGUUUUCAAAUCCCCUCACAAUGGAUGUUUGAUUCCGCUUUGCCGGCUCAGAUGAAGUUGAGCUCAUUGAGGCUGGGAAAGGAAUGCAUGCUAAGGAUAACAAGAGAAAUUCGAUCAAUCGAAACCCCACAAGCAGAAAACCUUUUCCUUCAAGGGGUUCGCUUCGCUUACAGGGUCCAUCAGUUUGCAGGUGGUUUCGAUUCGGAGGCUACAGUGGUUUUUGAAGAACUGAAGAAAGCUGGGCUGAGCAGUCAAAGAAAAUAGGAUCUUAUGAUAAAUUAUAGAGAAUGAAUCUUUUAUCAGCUGUUGCCAACUCCAAUGGAGCACAUUCAGCUAGAUGAUGUAAUACAAAUGCUUGAAUGGGUGUUCUAUAUAUACAUAAUCAUCAAUUCUAUUGCAGUUUAUAUAAACCAUAGCAAGGACAGGGCGGAUCGGCAUAACUAGACUUGGCUCUAUCAAAAAGAAGUAAUUAAACACCUAGAGAAACCAUUCAAUGGGUCCUAACCAAAACAUGAAGAGGCAAGUUUUCAUUAGAACAAAGUUCUAGAUUAUUCUAUAAUGUGGUAUUGGGAUUCAACCCCCAAAUAUCCAAGCAUCCUAAUGCCUAUUUUCUUUUAGGAUCUGUUUGGAAGGCUGUAAUGGGUUUGUAAUGAGUUGUAAUUCCAAGCCUACGUUUAGAUUGAGGGGGCUUUGGGCCUGGUUUUCAUGUAAUCACUAUUACAUUCCCCUAUGUUUUGAAUCCAACCCUCUUUUUCACUC
Benincasa hispida (wax gourd) is the source of this 1813-nucleotide messenger RNA. Its product is annotated as CHUP1-like protein. Gene Ontology annotation, cellular component: cortical microtubule. NCBI's taxonomy places the organism in Eukaryota, Viridiplantae, Streptophyta, Magnoliopsida, Cucurbitales, Cucurbitaceae. The record is from RefSeq and is a predicted model, not a curated record. Gene Ontology annotation, biological process: protein localization to cortical microtubule cytoskeleton.